AUGGUGCAGACACGGAAAGGAGCGCAGCAAGUCCCCAUAGCUAAUGGCUGUGCUGGGAAACAGAAUGGCCAGGUGAUCAGGCCAGAGAAAACUGAUUACUCAAGAUGGAGACUCCUGGACGAGUCGGGACGGCAAACAUGGCACUAUCUGACAGACAACGACGAGGUCCAGAAGUGGCCGCAGAGUAUAGCUGACAAGUAUCACCUUGGUCUUCCAACCGGUCUACCAGAACUGCCACCGGCCACCACACCCUCGCAGUCGAUAGACAACUGUCUCUCCUUUUUCUCCCAUCUACAACUGCCACCAGGCAACUGGGCGUGUGAAUAUGGUGGACCUCUCUUCCUUCUUCCAGGCCACGUUAUCACCUUGUACGUCACAGACACACCUAUCCCACCGGCAUAUGCCACCGAGAUCAAAGCAUACCUGUUUGCACGACAGAACAAGCAAGAUGGUGGAUGGGGCUUGCACGUGGAAGGAGAGAGCUCUGUCUUCGGUACAGCACUGAAUUACACUAUUUUGAGAAUCCUUGGAGCAAGUGAAGAGGACGAGAGGAUGAUAAAAGCCAGGGGUAAGCUCCACCAGCUAGGAGGUGCUGUGUACGGACCGCAUUGGGCAAAGUUCUGGCUGAGUGUGUUGGGUGUGAUGGAAUGGGAAGCGGUAAAUCCUGUUCCACCAGAAGUGUGGCUUCUGCCAGAUUGGAUGCCAGUUGCACCUUGGCGAUGGUGGAUUCACAUGCGACAAGUCUUUCUACCAAUGUCAUACAUCUACUCGAAACGAUUUGUUGCACAGCCAACACCACUGACUCGGCAGCUUCGACAAGAGCUAUAUACUCAACCAUAUGAAAGUCUGGAUUUUGGAUCACACCGCAACUCAAUUUCAGAUAAGGAUAAUUAUCAUCCCAAGACCUGGCUGCUGAAUGUGAUCAAUUGGCUCCUGGUCUGGAUCUGGUUUCCUUAUCUCCGCUACGAAUCGCUGGUUCGACGUGCGGAAGGCUGGGUAUGGGACCUGGUGCAGAUGGAGGAUGAGAACACCGACUAUGCUGGCCUAGCCCCCGUCAACGCCCCCAUGAACACCCUCUGCUGUUUCAUCCACGACGGACCAAACAGCGACUCCGUCAACCGUCACAUCGACCGGCUAAACGACUACAUGUGGAUGAACAAAGAGGGCAUGCUGAUGAACGGCACAAACGGUUGUCAAGUUUGGGACACCGCCUUCCUAAUUCAAGCUGUAAUCGAAGCCGGCCUAGCAUCCUCUCUCAAAUGGAAACCCAUGGUCCAGAGAGCCGCAGCAUUCCUCGAAGACCACCAAAUCCGCGAAGAAGUGCCCAACCAAGAAAUCUGCUACCGCCAAUCCCGCAAGGGUGCCUGGCCAUUCAGCACCAAGGUUCAAGGCUACACUCUUAGCGACUGCACAGCCGAAGCCCUCAAAGUGACACUCCUCCUCCAAAAUACCCACAACUACCCUGAAAUCAUAUCCGAAGAACGCAUCCGCGACGCCAUCGAUGUCCUCCUCACAAUGCGGAACCCCCGCUCCGGCGGCUUCGCUUCCUACGAGCCCCAGCGCGGCUCCGAACUACUGGAAUGGCUCAAUGCAGCCGAAGUCUUUGGCCGCAUCAUGGUGGAAUAUGACUAUCCUGAGUGCACCACCGCGGUAGUGACUGUGCUAUCCCUCUUCCAAAGAUUUUCAGACUACCGCAAAGAAGAAAUCGACCGGAUCAAAGAAUCGGCAUUGAAAUACAUCCGCCGCGCGAUGCGACAGGACGGAUCCUGGUAUGGGAGCUGGGGAAUCUGCUUCACGUACGCGGGCAUGUUCGCGUUGGAGUCGCUCGCCAGCGUUGGCGAGAACUAUGAAAAUAGCGCUCAAGUGGGGAAAGCGUGCGAGUUCCUCCUCUCGAAACAAAUGGACGACGGUGGCUGGGGCGAGGACUAUCGCAGUUGCGAACGCAAAGAAUAUGUCCACCACAGGGCAGGCAGUCAGGUGGUGCAGACUGCUUGGGCGGUCAUCGCGUUAAUGGAGGCUGGAUAUCCGGGCAAGGAGAAGAUCAAAAAAGCCUUGGCCAUGGUGGUUGGGAGGCAGCAACGGAAUGGCGAGUGGUUGCAAGAGGGGAUCGAGGGGGUUUUCAAUCAGAGUUGGUGA
This is a messenger RNA of Endocarpon pusillum Z07020, 2136 nucleotides long. RefSeq lists its product as uncharacterized. Gene Ontology annotation, cellular component: lipid droplet. Gene Ontology annotation, molecular function: lanosterol synthase activity. Lineage: Eukaryota; Fungi; Ascomycota; Eurotiomycetes; Verrucariales; Verrucariaceae. The transcript is spliced from 2 exons. The record is from RefSeq and is a predicted model, not a curated record. Gene Ontology annotation, biological process: ergosterol biosynthetic process; triterpenoid biosynthetic process. Bases 1 to 2136 code for a protein of 711 amino acids.